AUGGAUCGCAUGCCAUCCCAACAAGGUAGCCCUGCCCAUGGCGUCAUGAUGCCGCCCCCGUAUGCCAACUUGAAACCGGCAAUGGUGGACUACAUUGUCAACUCAGACGAUGUCCCAGUCGGCGCCAAGUUGCAUGGGCAUGGCCUAACGGCGAUUACCUCGCCGUGCUUUUUAUAUCGGGAACACCCUCCGGGACCGGCAUCCGAGUUUUCGGCCGCACCAGACUCCACGUAUGGUACCAACAGCUUCCGUAACAAGCCGAGUACUGGCGGGCGCUCUCUUCACGAUGGCUCCAACGCCACGACGUUGAGCGGGUUGGCCCAUUUGGAUACUGCUAUUGGUGGUAUGCAACUAGACGCGCGGUCUGCAGCCUCGCUGCCUCCAUCUGACUUUUACAUACCCGCGACCAGUGACUCCGAAAAUUGGACACAGGGAAGUAUACCAAGGUUCAGCCAUAUGACGCACGAUGACCUGUUUGAAAAUGCCGCUACUGGCUUCGACACGACAGACAUGUUCAGCACUCCGGAUAUCAACGACAGCCAGAGCGUGAACGGGACUGCAGAGAUUGUUGAGCGCCACUCGUUUCAGAACCAGAACGGUUUCAACUGCUUUCUGUGCCCAAAAAAUAACCGAAAAGUCACCAAGACAAGGUCCGAGAUGAUGUACGUGACGGGGUUUUGUCUUGGUUAG
Sporothrix schenckii 1099-18 is the source of this 690-nucleotide messenger RNA. RefSeq lists its product as uncharacterized. The transcript is spliced from 2 exons. NCBI's taxonomy places the organism in Eukaryota, Fungi, Ascomycota, Sordariomycetes, Ophiostomatales, Ophiostomataceae. The record is from RefSeq and is a predicted model, not a curated record. Bases 1 to 690 code for a protein of 229 amino acids.